AUGUUGCAAUAUCCUCUCUUAGUUGCCGCUCUAGCUGCGUCUGCAUCGGGUUUCGCCAGCAAACCUAGUUACACCCGUGGUACCCUGGCAAAUGGUUGGGACUGCUCACUCAAAUUGGCGUUCAAGCCCAAGUGCGGAAAGUUCAGCUCCGCAACGGCGAUGAACGAUUCGACGGGGGCUUACCCGCCUCCGCCGCCUGUCUUUUUAGGAAAUUAUUCUAUGGCUGGAGGGAGAGCUUCCAAUGGACCAACUUGGACCGAAUAUAUUGCAAACGAUACAUCCUCGGAGGUUCAUCCAUAUGCGAUCGGUGGAGCUGUCACAGACCUCACGCUCUGGCCAACAGCCAUCGCACGGAAAAUUAAUAUCAACUCGUUCACAAAUCAGACCAAGAUAUUCUUAUCGCAAAAUAACACGUGGGACCCCUCGACGACUCUAUACACGAUUUUCUUCGGCAUCAACGAUUAUACUUAUUCCAAGACCGAUGGGUUUGAUAUUUUGCUCAAGUCGGACGAGGUUGUUCGAAACCAAACGGAACUCCUGAUCGCUGCGGGUGCGAAAAAUAUUCUAACGGUAGGUCUGUACCAUAAUCAGACGGGGAGUGGACCCUAUAAGCAGGCUUUAUACGACAAUCUCAAAUCAUUGCGCAAGCAACAUCCGCAAAUCAACAUCGCUUUCGCCGAUUUCUUCCCUCUUUGGAACGCCAUAAAUAGGCAAGUUCACAAGUCUCUCAAGAUGGGGCUUGCGAAUCUCCUCAAACACAUCUUUACUGGCAAUCCGGACACCCUUCUACUUGUACCCAUCGCCUAA
Molecule: messenger RNA, 807 nt
Organism: Rhizoctonia solani
Lineage: Eukaryota; Fungi; Basidiomycota; Agaricomycetes; Cantharellales; Ceratobasidiaceae
Product: carbohydrate esterase family 16 protein
Exons: 10
Coding region: 1-807 (268 amino acids)
Source: RefSeq, a predicted model, not a curated record